Molecule: messenger RNA, 2404 nt
Organism: Eucalyptus grandis
Lineage: Eukaryota; Viridiplantae; Streptophyta; Magnoliopsida; Myrtales; Myrtaceae
Product: lysM domain receptor-like kinase 3
Exons: 12
Coding region: 304-2142 (612 amino acids)
Biological process (GO): protein phosphorylation; innate immune response
Molecular function (GO): ATP binding; transmembrane receptor protein kinase activity
Source: RefSeq, a predicted model, not a curated record
GCCAACAAUGGCCGAACCGACGGCCGUCGUCAUCGCUCCCCAGCAAAGCAAGCCCGGUCCUUCCCUCGAAUUCUUAAUUCCGAAAGCGCCCAAAAACCGCCGGUCAACGCCAACGACCGACGACGAAGCAGAAGAAGAAGCAGCAGAAGAAGAAGCAGCAGAGGAAAAGUCAAACUCGCGUUCGACCAUUCAAAGUCCCCCGGAACCGCAGCCUCGUCAUUGGAGAGUUUUUUUUCGGGUCUCUGUUUUCCAACUUCCUCCGGGCCGAUCCGAGCUCCGUCCUCGCCGUUCCCUGCGAUCCAGAUGAAGCCGCGGUUAUGGGCGAUCGGCUUGCUGGCGACGGUGCUGAUCUCGGCCUGCAGCAGAGUCCAAUCGAAGUGCAGCGGCGGCUGCGACUUGGCCCUGGCCUCGUACUACGUCUGGCAGGGCACCAACCUGACGUUCACAUCCCAGGUCCUGUCGGCGCCGAUCACGGACAUCGUCAGCUACAACAAGGACAGCAUCUCGAACCAGGACAGCGUCCUGUGGGGGAUCAGGAUCAACGUCCCCUUCAGCUGCGGCUGCAUCAACGACUCGUUCCUCGGGCACGAGUUCAGUUACACGGUGAUCCAGGGCGACACCUACGAUAAGGUCGCGACGCAGUACUACUCGAACUUGACGACCGUGGCAUGGUUGCAGGCGUUCAACACUUAUCCCGCGACCAAUAUACCGCUCAACUCCGUUUUGAAAGUGGUUGUUAAUUGUUCGUGCGGGAACAGCACUGUUUCCAAGGAUUAUGGAUUGUUCAUCACGUAUCCGCUGAGGCCGGAGGACACGCUCGAAUCAGUCGCGGCGGGGGUGAAUUUGCCGACUACUUUGCUGCAGAGCUAUAAUCCUGGUGUGAAUUUUAGCCAAGGGAGUGGUCUGGUGUAUAUUCCAGGGAAAGAUGCAAAUGGAAACUAUCCACCUCUGAACCCAAGCACAGCAGGACUAUCAGUUGGAGCAAUUGUCGGCAUAUCUAUCGCAGCAAUAGCAGUUUUGUCGUUUUUAGCAUUUUGUAUAUAUGCUGGAAUAUACCGAAAGAAGAAAGCGAAGGAGGCAAUCUUGCUCUCAGGAGCUCAUGAAUUAUCAGAUCGAGCAGGGAAUGGAAGUGACCCAGCAAAACCUUCUGAAUCAACUGGCCCAGCAGCAGGUUUUACAGGAAUCACUGUGGACAAGUCAUUGGUGUUUUCAUAUGAAGAAUUGGCUGAGGCUACGGAAAAUUUUAGCCUGGCUAAUAAAAUUGGGGCAGGUGGCUUUGGAGCUGUCUAUUAUGCUGAAUUGAGAGGCGAGAAGGCUGCAAUUAAGAAGAUGGAUAUGCAAGCUUCAAAAGAAUUUAUUGCUGAAUUGCAGGUUCUAACGCGAGUUCAUCACCUUAACCUGGUGCGUUUGAUUGGAUACUGUGUUGAGGGUUCUCUUUGCGUUGUCUACGAGUACAUCGAGAAUGGAAACUUAAGCGAACAUUUGCGUCGCUCGGAUAAGGAGCCGCUUCCAUGGUCUACCAGGGUUCAGAUUGCCCUGGAUUCUGCAAGAGGUCUUGAAUAUAUCCAUGAGCAUACAGUACCAGCAUAUAUCCAUCGAGACAUUAAAUCGGCAAAUAUAUUGAUAGACAAGGACUUCCAUGGAAAGGUGGCAGAUUUUGGUUUGACAAAGUUGACUGAGGUCGGAAGCACAUCUAUCCCCACACGACUUGUAGGGACAUUUGGAUACAUGCCGCCUGAAUAUGCCCAGUAUGGCGAUGUCUCUCCUAAAGUUGAUGUGUACGCUUUCGGUGUGGUCCUUUAUGAACUUAUUUCUGCCAAGGAGGCUAUAGUCAAGGCAAAUGGUUCUGUUGCUGACUCAAGGGGCCUCGUUGCUUUGUUUGAAGAGGUUCUUGACCAACCCGAUCCCAGAGCGGACCUUCGCAAGCUUGUUGACCCUAAGCUUGGAGAUAAUUAUCCGCUUGAUUCCGUCUGGAAGAUUGCCCAGCUUGCGAGAGGUUGCACAAAAGAGAAUCCUCAACUGCGCCCCAGCAUGAGAGCUAUUGUGGUGGCCCUGAUGACGCUUUCAUCUUCCACGGAGGAUUGGGAUGUUGGCUCCUUCUACGAGAACCACGCUCUGGUGAAUCUAAUGUCUGGAAGGUAGAAAUCCCCCUUUUCUGCCAGUCAUGCAAUCGCAUUUUUCAAGCUUUCCUUCCUAUGUUGUAUGUGUAUAUUCGUGUAGUUGGUCAUGAACAACUAAUAAAUUACUGAGUAUCUUCUGUACCCUAGAAAGAAAAUUCUUGCGGAGCUAUUUUGACGCGCAUUAGUUUUCUGUACAUUCUAUAGUGUACAUACAUACUGAGACCCUGUCAUGCUACAACAAACAGCAUGAUCGGAUGAUCUAAAAGAAAACCUUUGAAGUAGCA